UAGUAGCAUGGGGCUGCUGAAAUUCCUUGGCGGUUCCUCUUUUAAAAAAUAUAAAGCUGCUAUUGACCAGCAAUAAGAUGUACACCAGAUAAUCAGAGAGCUCCAUCAAAACCACUGGACGGCACUGUGUAUUGCAAUGAGGAUCUUCAUUGUUCUGUGCUUUCUAAUAUCAGAUGAAACAAUCAGAGCUGCAGUGAAUCCAGGUAUCCCAAAGCCUGGUGAUCUCCUUGUUGGCGACCGCAAACUCUACGAGCAUUGGGCAGUGUUUUAUGGUGAUGGUCAAGUCAUUCACGUGGCUGGAAACCUCUCCACAGCUGCAGAAAGAUAUCUGAUGUCACUGGGGCCAGAUGAGGAGCCAACUGAAGAUGGGUUUGAAGAGUUUAUGGCAGAACUCAAGAAUAACAGUACAUCAGGAAAAGGAUUUCAGAAAGUGUUAGUCGAAGCUGAAUCAUCUGGCAUUGUCAUAAAGAAGGAGACAUUAGCAACAGCGGGUGUUUCUCUAAUUCAUAAUCCGCAAUAUGAUAAUCGGCACCUGGCAAACUUCACUUUCUCUCCAUUUCCACCUGAUGAGAUCCUGAAUCGACUCAAUAAGUUUAUUAACAAGAGUUACCCUUAUAGCCUCUUGUACCUGAACUGUGAACAUUUUGCCACAUUUGCCCGCUAUGGCAUAGCUAUUUCUGACCAGGCAGAAAAACAUUUAAAUCAGCAGGAACAAGUUAGUCGUAUCAUCACUGCAACAAAGCAAUUAAAAGAUCUGAUGAAUGAACAUGCAUCCUCAAUGUCUGCCGGCUUUGCAUAUCGUGCAGUUAAAGAAAAGUCAAAGGGGAGGCACGGAGAUGGAUACCUGAAUGGUCCUGAUUUCCCAAGCCCCGGGUCUCAAAACUCAGGGGGGGUCCUUCUGAAAAUGGAACCAACUAAGUUUUUGAAAGCUCAGCCCAAGAGAUCUGGCAAAGGUUCUAUGCACCCUAAAAGCAAUGAAGUGAAAUGAAUAAUACAAAGCUACCUGGCAAACCUUAAAGGGAGUGUCGACGAUGCUGCAACACCAGCAAGAAGCAAGAAUGCCAUAAAAAAUGGAAUCUUUAUCAAGUAAUAAUAUUUGUAGCUUUUGCUUAAAAUGCUUGCAAUUUUAUUCAUAUAAUAAAUGUGUGAU
Erpetoichthys calabaricus (reedfish) is the source of this 1150-nucleotide messenger RNA. RefSeq lists its product as uncharacterized. Gene Ontology annotation, cellular component: cytoplasm. The coding region runs from base 137 to 988 and encodes 283 amino acids. Gene Ontology annotation, biological process: N-acylphosphatidylethanolamine metabolic process. The record is from RefSeq and is a predicted model, not a curated record. Lineage: Eukaryota; Metazoa; Chordata; Cladistia; Polypteriformes; Polypteridae. The transcript is spliced from 7 exons. Gene Ontology annotation, molecular function: A2-type glycerophospholipase activity; glycerophospholipid phospholipase A1 activity.